GCCGUCCCCAUCCUAAGCCCGUGUCGAGUCCAGCAACCAUGGAGGACGAAGAAGCUGAGCUCCGCAACCCCUUCCCCUCACCGCCGUCCCACUACACCCGCUACACCUCCCACAACCUGAAUCUCCUGGCCCUCCUCAAGGAACGCGCCAUGGCCGACGACCUCGCGCAAGUCAACCAGCACGCGCUCCUGUCCGACCAGCCCGACGUCCCCGACUGGCCGCUCGCCGAGCUCGAGAAGCCGCGCGCCGACUGGAUCCUCGAGGAGGGCUCGUACACCGUCUUCGGGGACACUUGGUUCGUCAAGGAGACGAUCCCCUCGCUUGCGGAGCUUGGCGGGCACCAGCUGUACCCCGCGGAUCCCAGUGCUGAUCGUAGACCAGCGUUGCUCGGAAUUGUUCGCUCGAUGCUCGUAUCGUACUCCCAGCUUUUGAAUGCGCUGCUGGUCCCGCCGCCUUCACUCACUUCGACCGAGCCUCCGGAAUGGCAGAAAUAUGUCGAAUGGAUUACCGUCCUGGCACAGAACAUCAUGGCUGCUGCAAAUGAUCUUAGACCGGUGCAGGCACGAGCUAGCUUGGAGCUUAUGAUGCAGCGACAACUGGAGCUCCGCAAAGAGGAGACACAAGCAUUAAACUGCAAAUGCGACGAAUUGGAGGCCAAGUUGACCGAGUUGCGCAAUUCCGCCCGAAACGCGUCCUCUCUCAGUACAAAACUGGCGGAGAUGACUCAGUCAUCGCCUUCCACAACUGCUGAGGUUACGGCAGAAGACGUCCUUCGCUGGGCUGAGGAGAUUGGAUAA
Molecule: messenger RNA, 797 nt
Organism: Gloeophyllum trabeum ATCC 11539
Lineage: Eukaryota; Fungi; Basidiomycota; Agaricomycetes; Gloeophyllales; Gloeophyllaceae
Exons: 6
Coding region: 39-797 (252 amino acids)
Biological process (GO): regulation of transcription by RNA polymerase II
Cellular component (GO): mediator complex; core mediator complex
Molecular function (GO): transcription coregulator activity
Source: RefSeq, a predicted model, not a curated record